This is a messenger RNA of Didymodactylos carnosus, 543 nucleotides long. The record is from the annotation of a GenBank genome assembly. NCBI's taxonomy places the organism in Eukaryota, Metazoa, Rotifera, Eurotatoria, Philodinida, Philodinidae.
AUGACUCACCGAGUGAUAACAGCGAAUAAUGGAAAGAGGAAUGAUGAUGAUCUGAAACAUUUAGAGAUCAUGUUAACGAACAGUAAUUAUCCGGUUAAAACUGUUCGAUCAAAAAUGGAACAUGAAAUAAAAAGAUUGAAUGAGAUACAAAAUGCACCAAACGAGGCGAAACCUAAAGAGAGUGCAAGUGAGGGUAUGGUGGUACUUCCACACCUUCAGGGAAUGAACGAAAGAAUAAAAUCGAAAUUAAAAACAUUUAAUAUUAAAACGUUUUCCCAACAUUCUCCAAAUAUAUUUGCCAGAAUUAAUAAAGCGAAACUAAUUGCGAGAAAAAAUGCGGAACAACCGGUACCAUCGAUAUAUGGAAUUCCGUGCGAGUGUGCUGCCUUGUAUGUGGGAGAAACAAAUGACUAUGUUAGAAGAGAAGGUGAACAUCAGUCGUAUGUUGAUCGAGCAUUACGAGGGGAUGAUUGUGGCGAUUCCGAAUUAGCUAAACACAGUAUAUCUACGGAUGAAUGCCACAUUAGAUGUUAUGAAUUUUAG